Molecule: messenger RNA, 313 nt
Organism: Paramecium octaurelia
Lineage: Eukaryota; Ciliophora; Oligohymenophorea; Peniculida; Parameciidae
Source: the annotation of a GenBank genome assembly
AUGUUUAAUUACUACGAUGCAUUCAAACAAUAACAUAACAUGUAAUAUUAGAAUUAAUAUAAAUAGUAUUUGUAAAGAAGUUAUAUUCUUGCAAGUGAUAUAACAGAAAGAAAUUUAAAAAUCAUUAGUUAAGAAACCGAAUAUAAAAUUUGAAUUUUGUAACAAUUCUUUCAUCAAUGCUUCACUUCAAUUAUAUGGUAUUGAGAAAUCUAGUUGCUUUUACAAAUAAAAAAGCAGAAUAGGUAGUAUCAUUGUAAAGAAGGUUGAAAACUUCAAAAUAUCAAUAUAUAAAAAAUUUUCCAAAUUUUAAUGA